CUCUUCUUUCCUCUCGCAUCACCCUGUCUCACUGAUGAGAUCUAUCAUCAGUCAGCCAGGCAGGAGGCGGGCUCUGAUCACAUCCGAACAUUCAAACAUAACUGACGUAGGCUAUACUUCAUCGUCUUUCACCUCUCAAAUUAUUUAAGAGAUUUUUCAUAAUCUCUCUGAUUUCUAUCAUUCGUUUUAUUAUCUUUAUAAUCUCGUCAUAUUUUGUAUUCAUGACACGGUCGGAGAUUUGACAUUUUAGUUUGAUAUUCAAAGCAGGCGGUUGUUUAGCGGUUAGACAAGUACGUAGAUUUACUCACCUAUGUCAAGUCGGUAUUGUUUUGACUCCCGGGAGAUUCAUAUGAGCGCUCCGCCAGUGAUCCGACCGCCAAGUCCCCUGUCCCCGGGGUCCAAUGGCAUAUCUUUCCAGAUACAGAUCGGGCUGAGCCGCGAGCCUGUUCUUUUGGACUCUGUCGACUUCAGCCUCGCGCAGGUCCGGGAGAUGGCAUGCUCCAUCGUGGACCAGAAGUUACCCGAAUGUGGCUUCUAUGGGAUGUAUGACAAGAUCCUGCUGUUUCGCCACGACCCAGGCUCAGAGAACAUCCUCCAGCUGGUGAAAUGUGCUACAGACAUCACAGAGGGAGACCUGGUUGAGGUGGUCCUGUCAGCAUCUGCCACAGUGGAGGACUUCCAGAUCCGUCCCCAUGGCUUGUUUGUCCACUCCUACCGGUCCCCUGCCUUCUGUGACCACUGUGGAGAGAUGCUGUGGGGCCUGGUGAGACAGGGUCUCAAGUGUGAAGGUUGUGGUCUGAACUAUCACAAGCGCUGUGCCUUUAAAAUCCCAAAUAACUGCAGUGGUAUCCGCAAGCGGAGGUUGUCCAAUGUCUCUCUGACCGGCUUGACCACACUGACCAUCACGCGGUCCAAUGAGCCUUUGCCUUUCACCUCCGACGAGGCCUUACUGUCUCCUGUCAGUCCCGGCAUGGAGCAGAAGACACAGACAGACUUCUUUUCUGGCAGAGAGAGAAGGUCCUCUUCCUACAUCGGCCGGCCUAUAGAGUUAGACAAAAUCCUCCUGUCUAAAGUUAAGGUGCCUCACACCCUCGUCAUCCGCUCCUACACACGCCCCACCGUCUGCCAGCACUGCAAGAAGCUACUCAAGGGCCUGUUCCGUCAAGGCCUGCAAUGCAAAGAUUGCAAAUUCAACUGUCAUAAACGAUGUGCCCCCAAAGUGCCAAACAACUGCCUUGGAGAAGUGUCUAAAAAUGAAGAUCUGCUGAGCUCAGGGGCGGAGUCUGAUGUGGGGAUGGGGGAGGGUUGUGACGACCACGACAGUGACAUGAACAGUGGUCUGAUGGAUGACAUGGAGGAGGCCAUAGUGCUUGACUCAGGCCUGCUGGAGGCUGGCCAUGGGGAAAUGGGAGACCUCCAUGACCCAGAGGAUGACUGCAACAGGGCUAUAAGCCCAUCUACUAGCAACAACAUCCCGCUGAUGCGAGUGGUCCAGUCAGUCAAAAACACCAAGAGGAAAAGUAGCAAUAUCAUGAAGGAAGGUUGGCUAGUGCACUUCAGCAGCAAAGACACUCUGAGGAAAAGACACUACUGGAGGCUAGACAGCAAAUGCAUCACGCUUUUCCAGAAUGACACAGGCAGCAAAUACUACAAGGAAAUUCCGUUGUCAGAGGUGUUGUCUCUGGACCCAGCCAAGACCUUCAACCUGCUGUCUGAGGGCUCCAACGCCCACUGCUUUGAGAUCGCCACGGGCAGCCUUGUCUACUAUGUAGGGGAGAACCUUGCGAGGCCGGAGGGCCCGGGGAGCAUGUCGGCCCACAGCAGUAUGCUGGUUAGCGGGGUCGGGCCGGAUGUGGCCAGGAUGUGGGAGAUGGCCAUCCAGCAUGCCCUCAUGCCCGCCAUCUCUAAAGGACUGUCACACGGGUCACGUCACAGUGGCCACAAGGAUGUUUCCAUCAGUAUUUCAGUGUCCAACUGCCAGAUUCAAGAGAACGUGGAUAUCAGCUCAGUGUAUCAGAUAUUCCCGGAUGAAGUCCUUGGAUCGGGCCAAUUUGGGAUUGUUUAUGGAGGAAAGCACCGAAAAACUGGCCGGGACGUAGCAAUUAAGAUCAUCGACAAGUUACGCUUCCCCACCAAGCAGGAGAGCCAGCUACGCAAUGAGGUCGCCAUCCUUCAGAACCUGCACCACCCUGGGGUAGUGAACCUGGAGUGCAUGUUUGAGACGCCGGAGCGCGUCUUCGUUGUCAUGGAGAAGCUCCACGGAGACAUGCUGGAGAUGAUCCUGUCCAGUGAGAAGGGGAGGCUGCCUGAACGCAUCACCAAGUUCUUCGUCUCACAGAUUCUUCAGGCUCUUCGUCAUCUCCACUUCAAGAAUAUCGUCCACUGUGACCUCAAACCAGAGAACGUCUUACUGGCGUCCGCAGAUGCUUUUCCACAAGUGAAGCUGUGCGACUUUGGCUUUGCCCGCAUCAUUGGAGAGAAGUCUUUCCGUCGGUCAGUGGUGGGCACUCCGGCCUACCUGGCCCCUGAGGUCCUGAGGAAUAAAGGCUACAACCGCUCCCUGGACAUGUGGUCUGUGGGGGUCAUCAUCUACGUCAGCCUCAGCGGCACCUUCCCCUUCAACGAGGACGAGGACAUUCACGACCAGAUCCAGAACGCUGCCUUCAUGUACCCACCCAACCCCUGGAAGAAGGUGUCCCAGGAAGCAAUUGACCUCAUUAAUAACUUGCUGCAAGUCAAGAUGAGGAAGCGCUACAGCGUGGACAAGUCGCUCAGCCAUGCCUGGCUACAGGACUACCGAAUGUGGCUGGACCUACGUGGCCUAGAAUGGAAGAUGCACGAGCGCUACGUCACGCAUGAGAGCGAUGACACCCGCUGGGAACGCCACGCUGAGCAGCACGGCCUGACGUACCCCGCCCACCUGGUCAACCCACACGCCGACGUCAGCGAGGGGGUGGAGCCUGACCCGGAGUUGGAGGAGGUGGACACUAUGGUGGCCCUCAGCGACAGAGUCAGCGUGAUGUGAAUACUGUAAAUGCAGGGCUACUAUCCCUUAAGAGUCAACGUGCUGUAGUACUGAACACUGCUGCCUCUGCCCCCUUAAGAGCCGUCUCACUCCCUCCACAACACAACACAACACACCACAGCACAACUGACUGACUGACUGACUGACUGACUGACCGACUGACCGACUGACCGACUGACCGACCGACCGACCGACCGACCGACCGACCGACCGACCGACCGACCGACCGACUGACUGAGCCCUCCACUCCCAGCCAGCAGCUAGGGGCUCGAUAUCCAAACCCUGCCUUUAAACUAACAAAUAAUCCCAUUUCUAAUUGUCUGUAUAUGAGUCAAUCAGGUCUAUUGCCUAGCUGCCUCAUGAAAGACAAUCUAACUUCUUAUACUGUAAAACUCUGGGUGUGAAGGAUCAUCCAGGUGUACUGUAUGUUAAGUCAACAGCAGCAAACAAUCCCCCCCAAAAAGCCAGCUAAACAAUUUAGUCAAAACCAAAAUGAGAUGUGUUUCACUGUGAUUGGGUGCACCCCAACGAGACAGCUCAGGACUAACCUUAGUGGUAUUAAGAGUGAGAAAGGAUAUUAUUAUUACUAAAGUUUUAUUUCACUCUUGAAUGUACCUUUAUAUGAUGACAUGAUAAGAAUUCACAGAAAACUAGUAUAGCCAGAAAUGGUGGAAAGACAAAGACAGAGAGGGAGAUAGAGAGCGGACUCUGUAGGCUUCAAGAGUAUGGAGACAAAAUCCUGAGGCCUGGAUACAGAGAAACAGUGAAGGUAGAAUACCUGUAAGCAUUUGUUCUCAUCAAGAGCUAGCUGCUUUUCUAGUCUAUAGUGUUGAAAUGUGUUCAUGGUGUGAUGCUGAAUGUUGCGUAUGUGGCUACUGUACAGUAUGUUUGUGCUCUUUGCGCAAUUGCAACCAGCCUUUAAUGCAUUUUUGCCUACAGGGAAUACAUUAUUUUCUCUGGCUACACAUUUAAAUAAAUAUAUUUCAAAGCAGAUAUGUAAGCGUUUAAUACCAUUUAUUACAUGAUUUGUGAGUUUGCUUUACAUAUACACCCCAAUGCCCCAUGCCUUAUAUUUUGACCUACAUUUGAGUACACUGGCAA
This is a messenger RNA of Salvelinus fontinalis (brook trout), 4126 nucleotides long. RefSeq names its product serine/threonine-protein kinase D1-like. The transcript has 19 exons. Gene Ontology annotation, molecular function: ATP binding; protein serine/threonine kinase activity. Gene Ontology annotation, biological process: protein phosphorylation. Bases 311 to 3025 code for a protein of 904 amino acids. The record is from RefSeq and is a predicted model, not a curated record. NCBI's taxonomy places the organism in Eukaryota, Metazoa, Chordata, Actinopteri, Salmoniformes, Salmonidae.